Parascedosporium putredinis is the source of this 258-nucleotide messenger RNA. The record is from the annotation of a GenBank genome assembly. Lineage: Eukaryota; Fungi; Ascomycota; Sordariomycetes; Microascales; Microascaceae.
AUGACCAAUCUCGGCCACUACGGUUUCAACGUCCCCGCCGACAGGCGCCAGACCCAGCCCGUUCUUGAGGGCAUCCUCCACAGCACCCGCUCCCGCCAACAGCAGAGUUCUUCAUACUCCCGCUCCUCCCACGCUUCGUACUCGUCUUCCUCUCGGGACCCUCAAAAACGUUCCGAUAGCGCCAGUGUUCGCUCUCGGAGCUCUUUUGCGAGCACCAUGAGCCUUUUGAGCAAGCCCUUUAGCAAGUCCAGAGGUUGA